Prunus persica (peach) is the source of this 1788-nucleotide messenger RNA. Its product is annotated as GRF1-interacting factor 1. The coding region runs from base 16 to 663 and encodes 215 amino acids. Gene Ontology annotation, biological process: leaf development; positive regulation of transcription by RNA polymerase II; cell population proliferation. Gene Ontology annotation, cellular component: nucleus. Gene Ontology annotation, molecular function: transcription coactivator activity. NCBI's taxonomy places the organism in Eukaryota, Viridiplantae, Streptophyta, Magnoliopsida, Rosales, Rosaceae. The transcript has 4 exons. The record is from RefSeq and is a predicted model, not a curated record.
AAAAGAGAGUGAGAGAUGCAACAGCACCUGAUGCAGAUGCAGCCCAUGAUGGCAGCCUAUUAUCCCAACAACGUCACUACAGAUCACAUUCAACAGUACUUGGACGAGAACAAGUCAUUGAUUCUGAAGAUCGUUGAGAGCCAGAAUACAGGGAAAUUGAGUGAAUGCGCAGAGAACCAAGCAAAGCUACAGAGAAAUCUGAUGUACCUGGCUGCCAUUGCUGAUUCUCAACCCCAACCCCCUACCAUGCAUCCUCAGUACCCUUCCACUGGCAUUAUGCAACCAGGAGCACAUUACAUGCAGCAACAAGCAGCUCAACAGAUGACACCACAAUCGCUCAUGGCUGCACGCUCUUCUAUGUUGUACUCCCAGCAGCCAUUUUCAGCUCUGCAACAACAAGCCCUGCACAGCCAACUUGCCAUGAGUGCUGGAGGAAGCACAGGACUUCACAUGCUCCAGAGUGAGGCAAAUAAUGCUGGAGGCAGUGGUCAAUUUGGGGCUGGAGGAUUUGCUGAUUAUGGACGCAGCUCCCCUGGAGAAGGCCUGCAUAGGAGGAUGGCCAGUGGGAGUAAGCAAGAUAUGGGGGGUGUUGGGAGCUCUGGAGGCCAUGGCGGAGAUGGCGGCGAGACUCUUUACCUGAAAUCUGCUGAUGAUGGGAAUUAAGAGGUAAAAUGACAGACAUACUGGUCUGUUAGCAUCUGAACUUAGAGAAUUAGGUGAGGAAUAUCCAAUUAGGCGCAGAAAAGAGGAAAAAAAAAAGACUUGCUGCUUAAAGGGCUUGUGUUUAUCUUUGAGUGUUUACCCUCAAACCUUGAACUAUGGUUUUUUAAGUGAGACAAUGAAGUUAUGGUAGUAUAUCAUGUAUAUUUGUGGGCCAUCUUCUUAAGGCGCUUUCCCUUUAUGUUACUUCAAAUUUUUGUGCUCAAUUCGGCGGGGGGAGGGGGUGGGGUUAUAAACAAAAAUCGACUUCUGGUGAAUUGAAGUUGACAUAGUAACAGGCCUCAGUAACUUGUUCCGCUCAGUCUCCAUGGGAUUAACUGGGGCCGGUUCAAACCUUGUAGCUAAAAAGAAGAAACCACAACUUGUGACUAAUUCUCUAAGAAUGACACUGGAGAUUGGAUUCCGAACGAUUUUCAUUAAUUCAGUUCAAAAAAGAUACAAUUCAGCAAGUGAUAUUCGUGAUUUUAGUACAUAAUAUAUAUAUCUUCUGAAUGCCUUAAUUUUGAAUGAUCAUUCAAGUGCAGCUGCUUGCUAGCAAGAAAUACAUUAAGUUUGGUUCAUUCUUCAUUGAUAUGGAAGGAAAGAAUAUAUAAGGUUAUGUGCAAAAAUGCUAGUGAGUAGUGAAACAUCACAAUCACAUAAGCUGAUCUCCAAGAGAAAAUGAAAAACAGAGAAAACUCUCAUACAUAAACACAAGGAGAUUGGAAAGCAGACAAGCUUUCUGCAACUGCUUCCCAUAAGUUAUUUUCAUCACUAAGCUGAUCAAGAACAGCUACAGGGAGAGGAGGGCCUUCUGAAAACCUCAUCACCCUAUCUGCUUUUGAAGCUUCAUGGUUAGAAGAAGAAACCCAGCUGCCUUGUUCAUCAUGAGUGCCUUGUUGAUCAUCAAGAACUUCAAUAUUGGAAUCUUGGCCUGUGAGUUGCUGAACAAUUGCUCUGAACUCAGAAGCAUUGCUGGCUUGGACCAUCAUAGGGCUGGAGAUAUACUUAAUCGUGGGUGCUUUAGCUUUUGUUGGUUUUUUGCUUUGAUCAGAUUGAGGUUGGUGAUGACUAUGGAGAUUUCUAAGU